CUAAAAACACACAUUCUCAUAUUUUCAGUAUAAAUUCGUAGCGUUCUAACUAAAACACACAUUCUCAUAUUUUCUUUACACAGAUCAGUUGGACGAAACGCGAUUAUCAAGAGGAGACUUAUGGCUGAGGUGGCAGUGGCACUUUUACCGUUUGCAGUCGAGAGGCUUUGGAACCUCCUUGUCCGAGAAGCUGAGCGAUUUCAAGGAGUUGAAGAGCAGUUCGAGGGAUUAAAAAAAGAUGUGGAUAUGUUAAGGUGCUUUUUGAAAGAUGCAGAGGCCAAGAAACAUGCAAGUGAAAUGGUGAAAAAAACUAUCAAAGACAUCAAAGAAAUUGUUUAUGAUGCAGAAGAUGUCGUGGAAACCUUUCUUCUGAAGAAAGAACUCAAAGAAUCAAGCAGCAGCAGCGUGAAAAGAUUUGCAUGCGUUACUAUAACACGCAUGGGGCUUGGGUCUGAUAUGAGAACCAUAUGUAAGAGGAUCUCUGAGGUGAUCCGUGAUAUGCAGAAUCUUGGCGUACAAAAGGUCAUUGUCGAUGACGAACAUAUGCAGGCUCUACAGGUAAGAGAAAGAGAAAUGCGACAAACAUUUUCUAGAGAUGAUGAAGAGCAACCUUUUGUUGGGAUAGAGAGAAAUGUUGAGAAAUUGGUUGGCUAUUUGGUGGAGGAGGAUAGCAGUCAAGUGGUUUCUAUAACUGGGAUGGGCGGUCUUGGUAAAACUACACUCGCAAGACAAGUUUUCAACCAUAAGAAAAUAAAAAGUCAUUUUCCAGCAUUGGCGUGGGUGUGUGUUUCACAACAGUUUGAAAGGAAGUGUGUCUGGCAGACAAUCUUGAGACAACUCAGGCCAGAAUGCGAUGUGUCAAAGAUGAUGGAAGACGAACUUCUGGAGAAGAUUGUUAGAGUGUUGGAAACACAAAAGGCUUUGAUCGUCAUUGAUGAUAUUUGGAGAGAAGGAGACUGGGACCUAAUUAAGCCUGUGUUUCUGCCCAAAAAAGGAUGUAAGGUUUUACUUACUUCUCGCAAUGAGGAAGUGGCAUUACAUGCAGGCGAACAAUGUGACCCCAUCAAACUAGAAUGCCUAACUUUUGAAGAAAGUUGGGAUCUUUUUCAAAGGAUAGCAUUUCCUAUUCAAGACACAGCUGAAUUUAAGAUUGAAGAAGACAUGAAAGAACUCGGUAUAGAGAUGCUUAAACAUUGUGGAGGCCUACCAUUGGCUAUUAAGGUGUUAGGCGGGAUGUUACACAAGAAGUACACAUUGCAACAGUGGAAAACGAUACGUGAGAAUAUCAAAGCUCCCAUCUUUAGAGGAAGUGGCACUGACGAAAGAAAUAUCAAUAAGGAGGUUUACGAUGUUUUGUAUCUGAGUUUCGAAGAGCUGCCUGCUUAUUUGAAGUAUUGCUUCCUUUACCUUGCUAGUUUUCCAGAAGAUUAUGCAAUACCUGUGGAAAAUUUGUCAUAUUACUGGGCUGCAGAAGGAAUGCUAAGGCCAAUGGAUUUCGAUGGAGCGAGCAUUCGAGAGGUUGCAGAUAUAUGCAUAGAAGAAUUGGUGAAGCGAAACAUGGUUAUUUCUAAAAGAGACAUUGAUACUUCAAGAUUUGAAACACUUCAGUUGCAUGACAUGAUGAGAGAAGUUUGUUUACGCAAAGCCGAAGAAGAGAAUUUCGUACAAACCAUUGAUACAUCAAUUGCAAAUUCGAAAUCUCCUUGUAAAUCUCGCAGACUUGCUCUUACAGGUUGGCAUCAGGAACCACCAUUUAAUGUCGAUAUGGAGGUGAAGAAUCCAAGCCUUAGAACUCUCUUGCUUAUCGGGAAUGGAGAAUGGAAGGUAACAAGUUUAUUCUUCCCAAGGCAUAAGCUGAUGAGAGUGUUAGAUCUUCCUUGGGUCGAGUUUGAAGGAGGGAAGGUACCCUCUAGCAUCGGGAAACUCAUCCACUUGAGAUAUCUUAGUUUAAGGAGGUCACAUGCAACUCGACUGCCUUCUUCUAUGCGGAAUCUGAAGAAGCUGCUCUAUUUAAACCUGGAUGUGAUUGGUGAAGUCUACAUGCCCAAUAUCUUGAAAGAGAUGCGAGAAUUGACAUUUUUGUCUUUGCCGGUGAUAUUUCAUGAAAAGACAAAUUUGGAAUUGGGAAAUCUAGUCAAGCUGGAGACCUUGAAGUAUUACUGCACAAAACAUGGGAGAGUGACGGAUCUACAGGGUCCGGCUCUGGGUAUGCAACGGCUCAGAUCUCUCUUUAUCUAUAUUAUGGACGAGAGGUAUACUAUGGAAACUCUAUCUUCAUCUCUAAGUAAACUUUCACACUUGGAGAGUCUUACCAUAGACAGCAGGGGCAGGUUUUAUAGACCCACGAAUGAUGAUGAAAAAGGAUUUGUUUGGGAUUUUGUUAAUCUCAAGCAGCUGAAGUUGGAGAUAUAUAUGCCAAGGUUACCUGAUGCCCAACGCUUUCCUUCUCACCUUAGAACCAUAUCUCUACGCCAGUGCCGUUUGGAGAAGGAUCCAAUGCCGAUUCUAGAGAAAUUGCUUCACUUGAAAGAGAUUGAAUUGUGGAAUGCUUCUUUCAUUGGGAGGAGAAUGGAUUGCUCAAGGCACGGAUUUCCUCAAUUGCAGAAGCUACUUUUUAAGGGAUUAGAUGAGUGGGAAGAGUGGAUAUUAGAAGAAGGCUCCAUGCCCCUUCUCCAUACUCUCAAUAUUACCUUUUGUCCAAACUUAAAGGAGCUUCCUGAUGGGCUGCGAUUCAUCACUUCCUUGAAGAAUCUUACUGUUGAAUACUCAAGUGCUAAAUUGUCGGUAAGAUACUUUCCUUUUCGCCUUACAACCAUAUCUCUAACUAAGUGCUGUUUGGAGGAGAAUCUGAUGCCAGUUUUAGAGAGGUUGCUUCACCUAAAAAUUAUGUAUUUAGGGAAAGGAUCUUUAUAUGGGAAGAGAUUGGUUUGUUCGCGGGAUGGGUUUCCUCAACUGGAAAAUCUUGAUUUUAAGGGAAUAGAUGAGUGGGAAGAGUGGAUAGUAGAAGAAGGCUCCAUGCCCCUUCUUCAUACUCUCGAUAUUAAAGGUUGUCCAAAUUUAAAGGAGCUUCCUGAUGGGCUGCGAUUCAUCACUAACUUGGAGCAUCUGAGUGUUGAUGAUAUGGGAGAUGAAUUCAAUUUGAGAUUGUCGGAAGGAUACUUGCCUUCUCACCUUACAACCAUAUCUCUAAGUGGUUGUCCUUUUACAGAGGACCCAAUGCCGAUUCUAGAGAAGUUGUUUCACUUGAAAAAGAUUACUUUAGGAGAUAGAUCUUUCUGUGGGAGGAGAAUGAUUUGCUCCAAGGAUGGGUUUCCUCAAUUGCAGAAGUUAACAUUUUCGGGAUUAGAGGAUUGGGAAGAGUGGAUAGUAGAAGAAGGCUCCAUGCCCCUUCUCCAUACUCUUGAUAUUUUGGUUUGUCCAAAGUUAAAGGAGCUUCCUGAUGGGCUGCAAUUCAUCGCUUCUUUGAAGAGCGUGACCUGUUAUGGUAUGGAAAAGAGAUGGGAGAAGAGACUGUGGAAAGGAGGAAAAGAUUACUACAAAGUCCAACACAUCCCUUCUGUUAAAUUCAUUAGUGAGUGAAACAGCAGCUGAAGGAGACUCCCAGCAAUUACGGAACUAUCAGAGGAGUGGAUGAUGCGGUGAAGCUGUUCGAUGAAGUGUCUUACUGAGGACACUUGAUCUCCUGUACUGCUUUUAGUUUUUCUAGAGAGAAAAAGAUAUGUAUUUAGGGAAUUGAAGCUGUUCCACGAAGGUUCUCUUGUUGACUGAGAGAUGGAUAUAUGUUAAGAUUCUUAUAUUUAUUAGUAUGUAUUCUCUUUAUUUUGCUCAAAAAAAAAAAAAUUAGUACUCUCUUUACAUU
Molecule: messenger RNA, 3859 nt
Organism: Raphanus sativus (radish)
Lineage: Eukaryota; Viridiplantae; Streptophyta; Magnoliopsida; Brassicales; Brassicaceae
Product: probable disease resistance protein At1g58390
Exons: 6
Coding region: 121-3579 (1152 amino acids)
Biological process (GO): defense response to other organism
Molecular function (GO): ADP binding
Source: RefSeq, a predicted model, not a curated record